Cordyceps fumosorosea ARSEF 2679 is the source of this 1434-nucleotide messenger RNA. RefSeq lists its product as hypothetical. The record is from RefSeq and is a predicted model, not a curated record. The transcript has 3 exons. The coding region runs from base 1 to 1434 and encodes 477 amino acids. NCBI's taxonomy places the organism in Eukaryota, Fungi, Ascomycota, Sordariomycetes, Hypocreales, Cordycipitaceae.
AUGCAACUCAAGGCCAUCCUAACGGCCCUGGUGGGCGCAGCCAUGGUUGUAGAUGCCGCUGAUAUGCGCCGCUCGCCUAUUCACGCUACCCUCGAGCGUCGUCAGCGCGGUGGCCAGCAGCAGGGAGGUGGUCGUCAGCAGCAAGGCGGUGGUGGCCAGCAGCAGGGCGGUGGUGGCCAGCAGCAGGGUGGUGGUGGCCAGCAGCAGGGUGGUGGCGGCAAUAUACAGCUGGACCAAGAUGCUAUUCAGGCCGGUUCCGCUGACGAUGGCAACAACCCUGGCUCCAACGAGCAGGCUGCUUCUCAGACGUCGAGGAACAACUUUAUCAACUUCUGUUCUGGUCAGACUCUGACAAAUGGCAAGCAGAUCGAUACUGGAUCUUGCAACGGUAUUCCCAUGGGCCAAAUCCCCGCCCGACAGAACAUGAUCUCGGCCGUCAUGAUCAACCCCCAGAAUAAUGACCAGAUCCCGGCCGGACAGACAUUCCAGAUUCAGGUGCAGCUGUCGAACCUGGCCGCUGGCUCCUUCACCAACGCCACCACCACCUACUACUCGGCGCCCCAGGCCCUCAACCGCCAGGGCAACGUCAUCGGCCACACCCACGUCACCGUGCAGGACACCGGCCGCUCGCUCAACCCCAAGCAGCCGCUGGACCCCCAGAAGUUCGCCUUCUUCAAGGGCAUCAACGACGCCGGCAACGGCCAGGGUCUCCUGUCGGCCACCGUCACCGGUGGCCUGCCUCCUGGCAACUACCGCGUAUGCAGCAUGACGUCGGCCUCGAACCACCAGCCCGUGCUCAUGCCCAUUGCCCAGCGUGGUGCCCAGGAUGACUGCGUCCGCUUUCAAGCUGUCGGUGGCGGCGGUGGCCGCAACAACCAGCAGCAGGGCGGCGGUAACCAGCAGCAGGGUGGCGGUAACCAGCAGCAGGGUGGUGGUAACCAGCAGCAGGGUGGUGGUAACCAGCAGCAGGGUGGCGGUCGCCAGCAGCAGGGCGGUGGUGGCCAGCAGCAGGGCGCAGGCGGCCAGCAGCAGGGCGCAGGCGGCUUGCAGAACAACGGCCAAGUCGCCGGCGGUAAUCAGCAGCAAGGUGGCGGCAACCAGCAGCAAGGUGGCGGCAACCAGCAGCAAGGUGGCGGCAACCAGCAGCAGGGCGGCGGCAACCAACAGCAGGGCGGCGGCGGCGGUCGCGGCGGCGCCAGCCAGGCCAACGCCCUCGGCGGCGUGGCCGCUCCGGCCAUCACUCAGAGCAACGACCGCAACCGGCCCUUCUCCGUCGACGGCAACAGCUUCACGACCAAGGGCGACGCCGUCCAGCGCGCCUGCGACACGCAGCGCGCCGCCUGCCAGACGGGCAUCCAGCAGGGUGCCGUCCGCAACGUGCAGCCCCAGCAGUGCGAUAGCCAGCUCCAGCAGUGCGUCCAGGAGCUGUCGUAA